GUUUACUACUGUAACCCGCAAACUUACAGAUUCACAGCAGAAGGUUGAACCGUUUCAAAAAAGCUCUUUGUAAGAAGCGCAUACCUUCAAGUAUUCGCAGUCGCGAUCAUGAGUUUCAUUCCUCUCAACCCGCGACCUUUCCUGCAAAACCUCGUCGGCAAGGAGGUCAAUGUCAAGAUCAAGUGGGGCCAGGAAUACACCGGACGCUUAGUGUCGACCGACUCGUACAUGAACAUUCAACUUUCUGGUGCAGAAGAAUGGGCUGGUGGUGAGAGCAAGGGCGUGCUUGGACAAGUUCUGAUUCGGUGUAACAAUGUUCUAUGGAUAUCCGCACGCGACCAAAAGGGAAACUCCAAUGGCGACACCGAGAUGAAGACUGAGGCUUAAGGGACAAUCGAUGCUGUAAAGCUUCGCGAACGAUGAUUGAACCUGCGGCCGACGCAAAGGCAUUGCGCCUGGCUGCGUCCUAACAGCUUCGGGGCAGACGCAGACGAGAGCCGGAACACCGCCAACAGUGAGCGGCAAGUCGCCACCAGCGAGCGGCAGCGCCACAAAACACAUACUUAUGGCUGCAAGAGUGUAUGCCAAAUGAAGCUCCGCAGCCUGUUUGGCAGCCUCAACCCGCUGAACAGGUUCCUGGACACAUAGUCUAUCGACACGACUCGGCCCAGCAGUAUCAUGAUUAUAUGCAAAGGACUGCACAGUCACAACUUUCGACGCCGGAACGGUGUCGAGCGCAUGGAUCCUAGGAUUCAUCGUCCGGGAAUGCUCAUGAUGACUAUGAAGAAGACGGCCUGGUGCGAGCGAGCGUGAUUUCCGCUCCAUUCACAUAUGAAUAUAUCCACAUAAAAUUCUACCAGCUAAUUCCUCCGAG
Molecule: messenger RNA, 874 nt
Organism: Dissoconium aciculare CBS 342.82
Lineage: Eukaryota; Fungi; Ascomycota; Dothideomycetes; Mycosphaerellales; Dissoconiaceae
Product: small nuclear ribonucleo protein SmF
Exons: 3
Coding region: 109-387 (92 amino acids)
Biological process (GO): mRNA splicing, via spliceosome; spliceosomal snRNP assembly
Cellular component (GO): catalytic step 2 spliceosome; U1 snRNP
Molecular function (GO): RNA binding
Source: RefSeq, a predicted model, not a curated record